This is a messenger RNA of Symphalangus syndactylus (siamang), 4299 nucleotides long. RefSeq names its product transmembrane protein 200B (gene TMEM200B). The record is from RefSeq and is a predicted model, not a curated record. NCBI's taxonomy places the organism in Eukaryota, Metazoa, Chordata, Mammalia, Primates, Hylobatidae.
CCUCCCCAUGGGCUCCUGUGCGGCCCGAGCCUCCCCGACGAGCGCCGCCCCCUGCUCCACGGUGCCCGGUCCCAUCGACCACUCAAGGGCUGAGGAGUGUGGGCGCGCGGUGUGGGACUGGCAGGCAGCUCCACCUGCAGCCCCAGUGCGGAUCCACUGGGUGAAGCCAGCUGGGCUCCUGAGUCUGGUGGGGACGUGGAGAACAUUUUUGUCUAGCUCAGGGAUUGUAAAUACACCAAUCAGCACCCUGUGUCUAGCUCAGGGUUUGUGAGUGCACCAAUCGACACUCUGUAUCUAGCUACACUGGUAAGGACUCGGAGAACCUUUGUGUCCACACUCUGCAUCUAGCUAAUCUGGUGGGGACGUGGAGAACCUUUGUGUCUAACUCAGGGAUUGUAAACGCACCAAUCAGCACCCUGUCAAAACAGACCACUAGGCUCUCUGCAAAAUGGACCAAUCAGCAGGAUGUGGGUGGGGCCAGAUAAGAGAAUAAAAGCAGGCUGCCCACGCCAGCAGCUGCAACUCGCUGGGUGCCUUUCCACAGUGUGAGCGCUUUGUUCUUUUGCUCUUGCAAUAACUCUUGCUGCUGCUGCUCAGUCUUUGGGUCCACGCUGCCUUUAUGAGCUGUAACACCGCGAAGGUCUGCAGCUUCACUCCUAAAGCCAGCGAGACCACGAAUCCACCAGGAGGAAUGAACAACUCCAGACGCGCGGCCUUAGGAGCUGUAACACUCACCGCGAAGGUCCGCAGCUUCACUCCUGAGCCGGCGAGACCACGAACCCACCAGAAGGAAGAAACUCCGGACACAUCGGAACAUUAGAAGGAACAAACUCCGGACAUGCCGCCUUUAAGAACUGUAACACUCACCGCAAGGGUCCACAGCUUCAUUCUUGAAGUCAGGGAGACCAAGAACCCACCAAUUCUGGACACAGUCUGAGGCAGAAACAGGCCUGAGAAGUGAAGCGUCUGCCCUGAGGUUAUGGGGGCAUGACUCCUCAAGCAGUCAGCUGUGGCUUCUUCCACUUCUGGUGGACAAGUCUUCACCCCAACCCCUGAGGCAUCUGGAUAGGGCCCAGGGCUGCUUCCUUUCUGGUCCCUAACAGCCAGCCCAGAGGAUGUGGCUGAAGAGAUGCAAUCAGUAGCCUCAGCCUCACACUCUACAGGUGGGAGAAGCGAGCACCAGCUGAAGGCCAGAAAAGCCAUCCCCCACCUGUGCUCUGUUUGCUGUUACCAGAGCUCAGGGGUUUGAUCCUAAUAGCCUUCCGUAGAGGAGGAAACAGAGGCAUAAAAAAGUAAACUGGCGUCCGGGCGUGGUGGCUUAUGCCUGUAAUCCCAGCACUUUGGGAGGCCGAGGAGGGGGGAUCCCAGUACUUCGGGAGGCUGAGCCAGGAGAAUUGCUCAAACCUGAGAGGAGGAGGUUUCAGUGAGCCAAGACAGUACCAUUGUACUCCAGUAUAGGCAACAAGAGCAAAACUCCAUCUCAAAAACAAACAAGUACUCUGGGCCAGGUGCGGUGGCUCACACCUGUAAUCCCAGCACUUUGGGAGGCCAAGGUGGGUGGAUCACAUGAGUUCAGGAGUUCGAGACCAGCCUGACCAACACGGUGAAACCCUGUCUCUACUAAAAAUACAGAAUUAGCCGGGCAUGGUGGCCCAUGCCUGUAAUCCCAGCUACUCAGGAGGCUGUGACAGGGGAAUCACUUGAACCUGGGAGGCAGAGGCUGCAGUGAGCUGAGAUCGUACCACUGCACUCCAGCCUGGGUAACAGAGUGAGACUCCAUUUCGAAAAAACCCAAAACAACAACAACCCCACCACACCUGCUUCUGACCCUGGCUCUGCCACUGACCAGCUGUGUGACCACAGACAGGACCGGACCUGGUGAAGCUGUUUCCACAUGUGUGCUACAGAGCGCCCAGACGACGGCGAGAUGACGGCCGGGAGCCCCGAAGAAUGCGGGGAGGUGCGGAGGAGCCCCGAGGGCCGCGUCUCUCGCUUGGGCCGCCGCCUGGGCCGCCGCCGGCGCCCGCGCUCCCCGCCCGAGCCUCUGCGGGUGCGGGCGCGGCUGCGGCUGCGCUCGCCGUCGGGGGCGUUCGCGGCGCUGGGGGCGCUCGUGGUACUGGUGGGUAUGGGCAUUGCAGUGGCCGGCUACUGGCCGCACCGGGCCGGGGCCCCAGGGUCCCGGGCUGCCAAUGCCAGCUCGCCCCAGAUGAGCGAGCUGCGACGCGAGGGUCGCGGCGGGGGCCGGGCUCACGGCCCGCAUGAGCGGCUGCGGCUCCUCGGGCCGGUGAUCAUGGGCGUCGGCCUGUUCGUGUUCAUCUGCGCCAAUACGCUGCUGUAUGAGAACCGAGACUCGGAGACGCGACGGCUCCGCCAGGGGGUGCUGCGGGCCCAGGCGCUCCGGCCCCCCGACGGCCCCGGCUGGGACUGCGCCCUCCUUCCCAGCCCCGGCCCUAGGACUCCCCGAGCCGUGGGCUGCGCAGAGCCAGAAAUCUGGGACCCGUCCCCGCGUCGGGGUACUUCACCCGUCCCGUCAGUGCGGAGUCUGCGUUCAGAGCCUGCUAAUCCUCGCUUGGGGUUACCUGCCCUGCUCAACAGCUACCCGCUGAAGGGCCCCGGGCUGCCCCCACCCUGGGGUCCACGGACGCAGACUGGCCAUGUGAUCACCGUGCAGCCGCCUGGCUCCUGCAUUGAACAUUCCAAGUCUCUGGAUCUGGGCCUCGGGGAGCUCCUCCUUGGGGCCCCGGCAGCUCGGGACUGUGCUCACCGAAGCUGGCCACGGCUGGACCGCCUCAGUCUUGGGGGCUAUGCGAAAUUGGGAGGAGGAGGGGACUUGGGGGCCCGCGUCUGAAGAGAAGGGAGACAGCCUGCUCUGAGGCUGCAGCAUGGACCAUGCUAAUAGGACCAGAGGACCAGGAUUCUCAACGUCUAACAGAUGCUUCAGUCACAUCCCAGGCUGGGGAUGGAUGCUCUGACCACAGCAGCUGUGAAGGGCAUCCUGACCUGCAUGUGGGCAGAGAAAUGCCAGCUGCACCAGGGCUCAGUGAGCUGGAGAGGGUGCGUUUCACUGUGCAGUGUGGAGGACUCACCUCAGGAAUUUCUUCAGCCUCUGUAAGUGGCCUUAGCCCUAAGGGGGCUGGAGGUCCAGGCCAAGGUGACUGGGAGAUGUACCCAGUGAAUUGGCAAACCGAAGAAAGUGGUGGGCAAGGGCCCCUAAGACUGGGAGGUAGGUUGGGAUGUUACAGGCUGGGGCAGGCUCCCUCCAAGGCGGCACUGGUGAUGGAGUGUGGGGCCUCUGGGAAGAUGGACCAUGGGAUGAGACUCCCCAUUGCCAUCUGGGAUGAGGACUGAGCCUUGAACUCCUACCCCCAGUCCCUUUCCUCCCUCCGCCAUCUGGGGUACAUCCCUCUAGAGCUACACUACUGCCAAUGCCUUCAUACUGAGGUCUGGGCCCCUCUGCAAAUACGUAAGUCUGAGAAGGCCCUUCUCUCCGUCCUUUAUCGUGGCCUGUGCUGCAGAAUCUCACUGCAGCUGGCAAAAGGCAUUGGCCAGCUCUCAGAAAUCCCUUUACUCAACGUUGAAGCUGCAUUUUGUUCAAUGUGGGUAACUUACUUUAGAAAAUGACUUGAGUUUAGGUCUCCCCCAUCCAUAUUUAAUUUUUCCCAAGUUGUUGGUAGAAGAGCAAUUUAAAAGUGGAUCAAUCCUCAGAGUCAGUUCUUUUUGUUGCUGUUUAUUGAAAAAAAUGCAAUACAAGAAGCAAUACCAAACACUAUCUAAACACUACAACCACUUCUCCUACUACGAAAGGCCAAAACAGCAGACUUGAUUAUUGCCUGUGUAGUCUAAGGAUUCUGCCAAUCUGAUUCUGCUGCCCGAGUUCCUAUUUUUUCAAGAAAUGUAAACAACUACUUGAUAUGAUUCAUAAUUUUAAAAAAAAUUUACAAAGCUCCUUCAUUUUUGUCACCAAAAUAAUACAUUUGAGAGAGAUGUGCAGAAACCAGCCUGGGGCUGAGAUCCGGGGCAGACAUUUCCCGUGAGCAUCAAAGGGCGUCAGGCCACAGCUCCGGCUCCAUUUCCCCAGGCCUGUGGUCUCCUCAGGCCCAGCUGCCAAGCAUCCCCCCAACACACACGGCCCGGCGGGGGGCGGGGAGGGCGAUGGGUCACGGUGCCCUGACAGGUCCUGCAGUUGGGCUCCCUGAGCCCUCGGCUUAUAAAUACAGGUCUUGCUUUGUGGGUGGGUGCCAGAGUCCUCAUGUGGCUUGGAGGAAAUCUUUUAUUUCUCAAAUUAAAAUUGCAGCAAGA